Messenger RNA from Meloidogyne enterolobii, 726 nucleotides. The record is from the annotation of a GenBank genome assembly. NCBI's taxonomy places the organism in Eukaryota, Metazoa, Nematoda, Chromadorea, Rhabditida, Meloidogynidae.
AUGACUACUGCUAAUUCAAAUAAAUAUACUAAUUUUCGUAUGGAUCGUCUUUUACGUAAUUCUCAAAGUGAAAAUAUUUUUCCACAACAACAACCACAAUAUAAUUUUUGGCCAUAUACUCAAAAUUUUUCUCCUAUACAACAACAAUCCUCUCCACUAAAUUCACAACAACACCAACAAUAUUUAAAUUCAUUUCUUUUUCCGUCUACACCUUUUUAUAAUUUAUCUCCAAAUUUUUCAACAUUUUUUUCUCCUCCUCCACCUCAAUCUUCUUUAAAUCCAAAUCCAUUUUUAACAGCAUUUUUAACAUCUUUAUUUCAAAAACAAUUUAUUCAUAAUCAAUUACAAAAACAACAAAUAACUUCAAUAUUUCAACAAAAUACACCUCCGUCAAUUAAUUCAACACCCGGAACUAGUAAUAGUGAAAAUAGUUGGAGAACAAAUAACUCUUCAAAUAAUUUAACUUCAUUCAAAUAUCCAAAUAAUAUUUCUUCUACAACAACAUCAAAAAUUGUUGAAAAUGUAGCUGCUAAAGAAAAGAUAUCAUUAAAUAAAAGAAAAAAUGAAAGUAAAGAAUUAAAAGAAACACCAAAAAGAAGAAAAAUGGAUAAAAUUAACAACAACAAUAAUAUACAAAAAGUACAGUGUAAUGUUUGUGGGAAAUCGUUUGGUAGGCCAUGGUUGUUGAAUGGACAUAAAAGAAUUCAUGGUUUGGCUGUACUUUAG